This is a messenger RNA of Paramecium octaurelia, 1022 nucleotides long. Lineage: Eukaryota; Ciliophora; Oligohymenophorea; Peniculida; Parameciidae. The record is from the annotation of a GenBank genome assembly.
AUGAAUCAUUCAGAUGGUGCUCAAUCCCCUCCCUUAUUUGGUAUGUAUCCGUUACCCUAUUGGCCAACAAGUUCGCAAUUAUUAUUGAUGAUGAACUUUCAAAAUCCUUUGAUGAGUCCCAUUCACAAUCUAGGUUCUCCAAUUUUAACUUCCAACAUUAAUUUUCCUCAGCCAACUAUCAACUUUGAUAUCAAAUGCGAUCAAUGUAACAACUUUUCAAAAUAUCUCUAUAGCAUAAAUUAUAAAGGAUGCAUCCCAAGUUAAACAGCCCUAACAAUACUUCAGUCAAAUAUAAACUAUACAGUAAUAAAUUGAAGAAAUGAAUUAUGAUGAUAUCACCCUGGAAAAUCUAGAGCAAAUGAUCCAUUUACUAUUUGCAGAUUCUUCCAAAAUAAAAAAGAUCAUGUAAAAACUGAAAGAAAAAAAAUGUGCUAAGGUAAUCAAGAUCUUAGACACUUUGACCAAAAAAAUCAGAUCGCAACAAAAGAGUAGAGAAGAAUUAAUCAAAUUUUGUUUGAGAAAAGCAUUCAGAGAGAUUUUCCAUCAAAUCCAAGAGAAAAAUACAAAAUCAAGUAAUUAGAUAUCUUUAAAUUUUAGAACUGAACCUCAAAGCUGCCUCUAAACUCUUCUAGCAAUCUUUUCAAGCAGAAAAAUCAAAAUAGAUAUCCUUGCCCUUCAGAAAAAAUAGCAAAAUUAAGACCAUGAACAAUCAAUUUUUGCAUGAAUUAUUCCAAUCCAAAUAAUUUAUAGAUUAGUACAAGACCUUUUUAGGUAUUAUUCUAAUCUCUAUUCUCAGAUAAUCUUGAUGCCAUCAUAGAAAACGAUAGAAAUAAAAAAAUUAAAGCCUUGGCAGAAAAAUCAUGGGAAUUCAUCUCAUCCAACAAAAAAGUAAAGAGUUGCAUUAUAAUAACUUAUAGUCUUAUACUGUCAAAAGGUUGCCAUGGUCUCUUAAGAAUAUAGAAAAACUCAAGGAGACAGCCAAUGAGUUGCUAAACUACUGCGAUGAAUAAUAAAAAUUGUGA